This is a messenger RNA of Amoebophrya sp. A120, 2563 nucleotides long. Lineage: Eukaryota; Dinophyceae; Syndiniales; Amoebophryaceae. The record is from the annotation of a GenBank genome assembly.
CCCGGAGCUCUUUCCAGCACAAAUUUUGCAAAAGCAUCAGCAGGAGCUGUGGACGAGGCCCUGCGGCCCUCACAAAAACAUUAGUUUUCUGACAGCAUCGUCCUCGUUCUUCAUUUUUCGCACCGGGUUGGAUAACGCUUAAAUCGUAGGAAGAACGCCCACAUAACGAACACAAAAUGGACUCUGCGAUUUCGCAGUUGUUCCACGAGUGGGCGGAUCCCACGUCUACGCCGGUCGCGGUCACCUUUCCCGACUUGUGUUGCUUACUUCGGUGGUACGCGGUGUUCGACCCGCGCAACCUGACGCACCUGGACCUGCUCGCGCUGUGGGACCUGCUGGCCGACGACCUGGGUCUCGGCGACGAUGAACAGGUGAUGUUCGAGGAGGAGCUGUUUCCGUUUCUGCUGAAAAAGGUCGCCGCCAUUUUGUACGACCACGAACCUGUGGAAGAAGGGACCAACGAAGAUUGGCUCUGCGAACAGCUGCUGAACGACUUGGCGCUCGCCGCACCGCAGUUUCGGAAUCCCGAGCAUGAGCGACGCGCCAGGGACCAGAUGCGAAGGUAUGAAGAAUGAUAGAGAAACCGAAACGAAAACGAAAUCGAAAUAGACAAGCCUACUAGAAGGCCCCCUCUUGUUCCCUUUGUAAAGACACAUACGAAAUAUGAAAAAAGAAACCUUACAGGUUUUUCGGUCCAGUGUUCGAGAGUGAGAACCUGGAGGCUGCGUACGACCACGGCGGCGCUCUGGCGGCGAUUUUUACGCACUACGUAGAAACCACGACCGAAAAUGAAGACGAAGACGAAUUUCUUUCCACGCAGCGCCUAGAGCGCAUGUGUCUGGAUUUGGCGGUCCUGCCGACGUUGGUGACGCACGACACCUUUCUGCAGGUGGUGCACCAGUACGGGGAAGAAAGCUACGACUUCGGACAGUUUGUGGAGGUUUUCCUGGCGCUGUUGCUCUCCUGUGAGGAUGAGGUGGAAAUGCCGAUCGUUUUCCCUGGCACGACGACGACCGGUGUUGAGCAAACAGGAGAAGCUGGCUCGAAGAAAGCAGGUCCGACGGUGUUGAGUGGCGCCAUGAGUGUACCGGAGUUGCUGGAAUCGCUGAAAAUUCCAGUCAACGCCGAGUACGAGAAGCAGCAGCACCGGCUGCCGUUUUUGAAGAAGCUGCAGGAAACCGAGGCGGCGGAUGAUGAGGUCGCCGCGCUAGCGGCACUCGCUGAGGCGGACAAGCUGUUCGAGCCGCUCCCGCCCGCGUGCGACGCGGUGCGGCUGGGGAAGGACGACUUCACGGAGCAAGAGCUGGCCGGGAUGCCGAUGCAGCCGCCGCCCAUCGAGGAGGUGAUCGCGAAAGCGCACGCACCGAAGGCGAAAGGGAAGAAGGGCAAAAAGAAAAAGAAGAAGGGCGACACACCGGCGUUCCCCCGUCCGGAGGCUGGUACGUGCGUCUGGAUGACCAAGCGACCGCUGAAGGAACCGGUCACGAAGCCUCCGCAGUGGGACCUGUUCCAAACCGGGGUGAGCGAAUCGCUGGCGUCCCGCCAGAAGCUGCGGAGCAACUACGUCGCGAAUUGGCUCUUGCGCCCGUCGCUCAUCGACGAGCCGCUCGACCGGCCGGACGAAGCGAUUUUCCAUCCCUCAGCGCUGGCGCUCGUGGAGACGGGGUCCCAGCACCGCAACCGCGGGAAUCUGCAUGCCGCGUUUUUUUCGUUUUGGAAAGCGCUGGAGAUCGAGCGUGGAAAAUUGCGUGCCGGCGACGACAAAAGCAAACCCUUUUGGGAGCCGACGUACACGGAGCAGGUGGACGUGAUUGCGAUCCUGCGCGAGCUGAUUCACUUCGUCGAGCAGCCCUUCUCUGCCGCCAGUGCGGGCGGGGGAGGCGCGAGUACUGCGCUAAAAGAAGUUGAAACUUUUCUGCUCCUGUCCCUCGCAACGAUCGCCACGGGCUUGUACCUGGACGCGCUGGCGGUCACGCUGGCGUUUGCGGUUUGGAAGAAAUUAAGAAACGCGAGUCGCGAACUGGAUGUGCUCGCCCGGAAACAGCUCGGAACGGUUCUGUUCCGCCAGGGCGCGUACAAACUUGCAGCCCGGAACUUUCUGACCGUCGUGAAAAUGCAGGAGGCCAUGCUGGGCGACUGCGAUGUGGCUCUCGCGGCCUCUUACAACAACCUUGCUACCGCAUACAUGCACCUGACGCCCUUUCCGCGGAACCGCGAGGCCGUCGCCUAUUUCACGCUGGGCGCAAAACUGAUGAAGCUCUUCGCGGAACCCACGCACCCUGGGCAGCCGGUGUUCGUACGAAAUUUGGAACGCGCACAAGAAGCGUCUCGGGGCACACGAUUCGCAGUGAAGCCGCACUUGUGGUACAUCAGUUUGCCGGGAAAGCCAGCGAAAGGGAAAAAGAAAGGCAAGAAAAAGAAAAAGUAAACAGUGAGUAAGUGGGGCGCGCUUUUGAAUAGAUUUGCAGAUGCGAAACGCGGCGCUUUGUAUCGUCUUCGUUUUUGUGCUGAAAUUGAGUGAGAAGCAAAACAAGCAGAUAGCGCCUCUUAAGGUAAGUGCGGU